AUGACAACUGAUUCCGAUACAGAUGACGUGUCCAAUCAGAUGCCGCCAGGCGUACCCCACACGAUCCUCACUAAGCGCGAAAGAACGUUCAUGGUCGGCCUGCUAUCUCUGAUCGGUAUUGCAUCUGCGAUAAGCAUGUCUAUUUACUGGGUUGCACUGACAGAAAUGAAGCGAAAAUUCAGAGUCACUGAGGAGCAGAUUAAUCUCACCGUGGUGGCGUAUUUGAUCCUGCAAUCUUUGUCACCGGUGGUUUUCUCUUCUGCAACCGAUUACGUUGGUAGACGGCCGGUGGUGCUUGUGUGCUUGAUCGGCGGUUUCGCAGUGAACAUAGCUCUUGCUGUUUCGGACGCAUAUUGGAUGAUCAUAUUUUUCCGCUGUCUGUUGGCCACCUUUGUGUCGCCGCUGAUUAGUAUCGUCUCCUCCAUCGUCAGCGACUUUACCACCAGAAAAGACCGUGGUGGCUACAACGGAACCGUGAACGGGUUUCUGCUGGUGGGCCAAGGCUUCGCGCCCUUUUUCGGUGCUCUGGUGGACAGCGCGUGGGAUUGGAGAGCCAUAUUUUAUUUCUGCGCCAUAAUCGACGGCGUGCUUGUGCUUAUCGUGUUUGUCUUUCUUCCAGAAACGAAACGGAGCAUUGUCGGAAACAUGUCAGUUAAGCCGGACCGCUGGUACCACCGCGCUCCUAUACUGCUCUACUUUGGCAAGAGACUGUCCGACACGUCGAAAAGCACUGUUGAGCACAUCGAGCUUCCAACAUACAACCCGCUUAGAACAGUUCUGAUUGCCCGGUACCCCCAAGUGGCCAUGGUUCUACUUCCAAGCUCUGUGAUGUUUGCCACAUUGACCAUCUCGCAAGCCUCACUCUCCACACAGCUUUCCGAGUCCUAUGGCUACUCGACCCUGAAAGUGGGAAUUUGCUUUUUUGCUCCCGGGGUGGCUACAAUUCUUGGAGCCAUUACUAGCGGCAAGAUUUUAGACCGUACCUACAACAACCUCCGCGAGAAGCAACUGAAGUCUGACAGUUCCAAGCCAGUCAACAUCAUCAGGGCUAGAGUGCAGUAUUAUUUCAUUCCAUCGCUCGUUUGUGCAGCUGCUGCUGUGGUGUUUGGGUGGUGCAUCCAGAAAAAAGAAAACGUGGCCAUCAUUCUUGUCAUGUCAUUUCUGAUCCCUUUCUCAACCAUGUUUCCAAUGAAUGCCGUUCCCACGCUGCUGAUCGAUAUGUUUCCAGGACAAGCCGGCUCUGUUGCGUCGCUCAACAAUUUAGGACGCUGUGGUAUGGCUACCAUUUUCAUGGCAUGUCUGUCCAAGAUGAUCAAUGCCAUGAAGCUGGGCGGUACCUACACGCUGAUGGCGGGGCUCGUAAUGCUUGGAAACAUCUCUGUGUACGCUCUUCUUGCAAGGAGCUCGAGAAUCCUAGCGGAUGUUGAAAGACGCAAACAGGAGCUCGAAAGUAAGUAA
Messenger RNA from Ogataea haglerorum, 1458 nucleotides. RefSeq lists its product as uncharacterized. The record is from RefSeq and is a predicted model, not a curated record. The transcript has a single exon. Gene Ontology annotation, molecular function: transmembrane transporter activity. Bases 1 to 1458 code for a protein of 485 amino acids. Gene Ontology annotation, biological process: transmembrane transport. NCBI's taxonomy places the organism in Eukaryota, Fungi, Ascomycota, Pichiomycetes, Pichiales, Pichiaceae.